AUGCUCGAGUACAACUCACUUUCUGUAUAUAUUCAACCGUUGUUAACCGUUGUUGAUGAGAAUGAUAAUGUGGUAACACCGGUUCCGUCUACAGAGUUUCAUCUAAUUCGAUCAUUGCUCAGACCCUAUUCCGUAUCUGACCCGCAGCAGGCUUGCGUCGUCUUUCCCGGCGUUGAUUUCCUCAAUCUCCAUCGUUUUCCUAGCAUGGAGAUGGCUCAUGCCGUAGCAGCCAUGAUAAGCGAUAGAUUUUACAAUGUUGUUAUCUUCACUUUAAUCGGUCAGUGGAGGCACACUUUUCGACAGAUUUUGGCUAGCAGCGUCACAUCGCGGCAUACUUACCGUCACCGAUUAGAUAUAUCGCUACCUCCUUUUCCUGGCUUUUUGCUAUCACAAAAAGAAAAAGCGAUCGUGCGCCACAAUUUGCUGGUAUUAUCGAUGAAUGCAUCAGCGUCUUUUAAAGAGGAAUGCUUGAAGGAAUUUGGCAAUUCACAGGACUCAAUGUUUGAUGUACCGCAAUGUCGGUAUAUGAAGAAUACUGGUUAA
Molecule: messenger RNA, 543 nt
Organism: Strongylus vulgaris
Lineage: Eukaryota; Metazoa; Nematoda; Chromadorea; Rhabditida; Strongylidae
Source: the annotation of a GenBank genome assembly